Molecule: messenger RNA, 1602 nt
Organism: Oppia nitens
Lineage: Eukaryota; Metazoa; Arthropoda; Arachnida; Sarcoptiformes; Oppiidae
Product: lysosomal alpha-mannosidase-like
Exons: 1
Coding region: 90-1538 (482 amino acids)
Biological process (GO): mannose metabolic process
Cellular component (GO): lysosome
Molecular function (GO): alpha-mannosidase activity; carbohydrate binding
Source: RefSeq, a predicted model, not a curated record
CGAACUGGUCAAUACAUCCAACUUUGUCGAAGUUCGCCAACGAGUUACCGAUUAUGUCUGGCAAGUGAUCCGCAUUUGGCGCGAUUCGGAUGCCCUGGAGUUUGACUACGUUGUCGGUCCUGGUCCUUAAGGAACGAGUAUCGAAAGCUACCGACGAAUUGGUGUUCGAGGCCAAUGCGCCGCCGCUCGGCUACAAUACCUAUAUAUUGAGAUUGAAGACCAACAACAACGAUGACAACGAUAGCCAACAGCAGCAGCCGGAAGAGCCGACUGUAACGAAAAUUACCGACAAAUUGUCAGUCAAAUCACUGAGCAAUACGAUUAUGUUUGAUAAUACCGGUGCUCUGAGUGCCGUACAGUUGGCUAACGGAAAGGUUGUCGAUUUGAAACAAAAGUUUGAGUUUUAUAAAGCAAAACCCGGCGACAACAAAGGUGCCGAUCAUCGGGCAUCGGGUGCUUACAUCAUGCGUACCGAUGGCCAGACACCUGAACUAUAUAAGACACCCGUGACCUCCGAACUGGUCAAUACGUCCAACUUUGUCGAAGUUCGCCAACGAGUUACCGACUAUGUCUGGCAAGUGAUCCGCAUUUGGCGCGAUUCGGAUGCCCUGGAGUUUGACUACGUUGUCGGUCCGAUACCCGUCGACGAUAAAGUAGGCAAAGAAAUCAUAUCCCGUUGGGAAACCAAUUUGACUACCAGUUCGCUGGUCUAUACGGAUGCCAAUGGCCGACAAAUGUUGGAACGUCGGCGUGACUUCAGGCCAACUUGGAAUAUGUCCGUAACGGAGGAAGUGGCCGAAAAUUACUAUCCGGUUAACUCGCGUAUAGCCAUCCGCGAUGUCAAACAAGACUUGCAGAUGACUGUACUGAACGAUCGAUCGCAAGGCGGCGCCAGUCUUAAGGACGGUUCACUGGAACUGAUGGUUCAUCGGCGCGAUCUAUACGACGAUGCGUUCGGUGUCGGCGAAGCACUGAACGAACCGGGAGUCGACGGCAAAGGACUGGUAAUUAGGGGGAAAUUUUGGCUGCUGUUGACCAGUUUGGCCGAUGCGGCCGACGCGCACCGUGAUCUGGCACAACGUAUACUAUCCGAACCGUCCUUGACGUUCGGUAAACUCGGAUCAACGACUCCCGAAGAUUAUCUGAAAAAACACAAGUGUCAGUAUACGGGUCUGGCGAAAGAGUUACCGAAAAAUGUCCAUUUGUUGACUGUUGAACAAUGGAAAGAUAGUCAACUGUUGGUACGUCUGGAACACUACUAUCAGACCAAUGAAUCCCGACAACUGUCCAAACCGGUAACGGUUUCGCUCAGGGAUAUGUUUGCACAGUUUACGGUUACCGAAGCUCGGGAGACAACACUGACCGGUACGUUGGAUGUAAAAGCAUUGGAUCAGCGAUUGAAAUGGAGGACCAGUGACGGCGAUAGAGAUGGCGGUCGAUAUGAGCCGAAUCGGGUAGCGUUUGAUCCGACAGAUUUGACCGUAACGUUGAAUCCGAUGGAAAUUCGGACAUUUAUUGUCAAAACAAAGUCCCGAUAAUUAUUCAAUAAUUAAUUAGUAAUAAUACUAAUAUUAAUACUAAUAAUACUAAUAAUUAUUAUUA